This is a messenger RNA of Brassica oleracea var. oleracea, 303 nucleotides long. Its product is annotated as protein IDA-LIKE 1-like. The transcript has a single exon. Bases 1 to 303 code for a protein of 100 amino acids. The record is from RefSeq and is a predicted model, not a curated record. NCBI's taxonomy places the organism in Eukaryota, Viridiplantae, Streptophyta, Magnoliopsida, Brassicales, Brassicaceae.
AUGUAUCUUCCUCCUUUCUCCAAACAUUGUAUGAAUCUUGCUCAUAAAACCUUAUUUAUGACUGUUUAUUUCGUCUUGAUCCUCUUAGUUUUUAGUUCUUGCAACGCCGCGGCGAGGAUAGGACCAAUUAAGGUUUCUGAAAUGGAAAUAGUUCACACAAGAUCAAGAUCGUCAAGACAUGAGUUCACUGAUGGUUUUAGAUUCAAAGGUCGUGUGUUCCAUAUUUUGUCUAAACGGGGACUUGUACCACCUUCAGGACCUUCCAAAAGGCAUAAUUCUGUGGUGAAUGAUCUCAAACACUAA